Molecule: messenger RNA, 6004 nt
Organism: Loxodonta africana (African savanna elephant)
Lineage: Eukaryota; Metazoa; Chordata; Mammalia; Proboscidea; Elephantidae
Product: CD5 antigen-like
Exons: 6
Coding region: 220-1248 (342 amino acids)
Biological process (GO): zymogen activation
Cellular component (GO): plasma membrane
Molecular function (GO): serine-type endopeptidase activity
Source: RefSeq, a predicted model, not a curated record
ACCUCCCUUCCUCUGGAAACAUGCCGAUUUCAGCAAGUCCAGCCUAUCAGUUCUGCCUUCUAAAUCCAUUGGUUCAUGGUCAUCUGAGAGCACUUCUGUCACAUACAGGAGCUGCUGCCCUCACCCUCCAGACACACUUGCAGCUGAAGCUGAAUAUUGCUACUCUGGGGUUUCCUUCCAGCCUUAAAUUUCAGUUCAAUAUCUUCAGCUGCCCAGGUCAUGGCUCUGCUACUUUCCUUGAUCCUUGCCAUUUGCACUGGACCUGGCCUCAUAGAGUCUUCAUACAGAGCGCAACUGGUGGGAGGCCCCCACCGCUGUGAAGGGCGAGUAGAUGUGGAACAGAACGGUCAGUGGAGCACUGUGUGUGGUUACAACUGGGACUUGAAGAACGUAGUUGUGGUGUGCCGGGAGUUGGGCUGUGGAGCAGCGAAGGGAACACAGAGUAGUUUUCCAUAUAAGCCACAGGCGGAAGAGAACCAAGACUUCUUCAUCGAGGAGUUCCACUGCAAGGGGCUGGAAGAUACACUGGCUCAAUGUGAGAAAGAAGAUACUGAUUAUGGGAGCUGUAGCCACCAAGACUACGCAGGAGCUUCAUGUGAAAUCCCAGAGACUGUGCGGCUGGCUGAUGGCCCCGGACGCUGCAUAGGGCGAGUGGAGGUGAAGCAUCAGGACCAGUGGGGCACCGUGUGCAAAGCAGGCUGGAACCUCCAGGCUGCCAAGGUGGUAUGCCGGCAGCUGGGAUGUGGGAAGGCCACACUGACCCGAGGAAACUGUAAAAGAGCUACACAGGGCCAAGGUCCCAUCUGGCUGAACCAGGUGUCAUGCUCAGGAAAAGAACUAACUAUUCAGGAUUGCCCUUCCAGGCCUUGGGGGAAGAACAACUGCACCCAUGACGAAGACACUUGGGUCCACUGCGAAGAUCCCUUUGAACUGAAGCUGGAGGGAGGAGAGAGCCACUGCUCUGGACGUCUGAUGGUGCUGCACAAGGGUAUAUGGGGUUCUGUCUGUGAUGAUGGCUGGGGAAGAAAGGAAAACCAGGUGGUAUGCAAACAACUGGGCUGUGGCCAUCCCCUCCUUCUACCCUUUGGAGUCCAGAAACACUUUGGCCUGGGGGUUGGCCCCAUCUGGCUGGAUGAUGUUCGUUGCUCAGGGAAUGAGUUGUCUCUAGAGCAGUGCCGGCACAGGUUCUGGGGGUAUCAUGACUGCACCCACAAGGAAGAUGUGGCUGUGAUCUGCUCAGAGCCGUAGCCUGGUCUUCUUGAUGUUUCAUCAGGCUCCCACUAGCUCUGGAAUGACCCUACUUGUCUCAUGGGCCCAGAUUAUUCCAUUUUUUUCAUGCUGGGCCUGCAGACUUUGAGGCAGGCAGCCUCAGAGCCCAAACUUCUAAGAGACACCUGCUUCGGCUUAUGCUCCUACACUGAGCAGAAUAAGCUUCCCUUUCUUCUGAAAUUGUCCUUGACAAGAUAACCAAAAUGGCCUCUGAGCGGAGAUUUAACCUUCUAAUGGAAGAAAAUCAACCUCUUCCUCCAUACUGGGGGAUCAAACCUUUGUCUGAAAAAAAUGUAUAGUCAUCCCCAAGCUAGGAGCACCUGUGUGAAGGUCAAUCCUGAAUAUUCAUGAUUAAUUUGCAUUUCCUUGUCUGCUCUCUGUAAAAGCCCACCUCCCCAAGCUGCCUGCAAGCAGUCUUGGAGGCAGCAGCCCCGAUUGCUCCUUCCCUUGUACAACAAAAUAAAGACAUCUCUCUGAUCUCCCACUUCGGCCUCUCGUUUAUUGGCUGUAACAAGUCACGCUGAGCAAAACCUGGGGUUUUCACCUGGCAACAACUUUAGCCACCAUCCCUCCUUCCCUAAGCAGGAGUCUGAACACUGCGCUCAAGCCUUGCUCUCAGAGCCAAGCACACCCAUCCUUGCCUAUUAUGAGAGUUAUGAGGGAAGACAUAGAAACUUCUUGUAGGGCAAGAUGAGCUUCCAGUUGUCCUCUCCUCACCACUGACCCCUUGACAUUAGUUUUUUAGCCUUUUUUGCUUCUUCCCAAACUGCCUGGGACUCCUAGGCUUGUCAUUUUGACCAGAUGUGCAAUCCAUUGCUUAGGCAAGAUCUAUGUCUGCAAACAAGAUGAAAGGAAUGGAGCAAUAAGAACAUUCGAAAGGAAAUGUUGGUAGACAAUUUCACAGAAGUUGGGGGAAAUCUUAGAAUCAUCUUAUAGCUUUUUAUCAAGUCUUUGGUGAUCACAAUUAAUAAUACUUCUCUACUCUCUUACUCCUUGGUGAGUGUGGAACAUUUUUCAGGGGCAGAAUCCUCUAAUCCAAGACAUGACCUUUUUCAUGACACUUGGAAAAAGAUGUUGGACAUUCUGACUACCCUGAUAAAUAUAUUUUUUGUCCAUCCCUAUACUACCUGCCAACACGGUUGGCCUUUAACAAGAAGACUGUUACAAACGCAUUAGUUUUAUCUAAGAAAAAUAUAUUGGAUAUGGAGCUACUACUGGGAGAAGGGCAAGAAAAAGGCAGAAGGAGAUUGGGAUGUCCAGAGUUGUGUCUCACGCCAAUCAGAAAAUGUAAUUUUUAUUUUAUGAACUGAGGCUUUGGGACCUGCUAAUCUGAGGUGAAACAUCAUGAUACUAAAAUGACAAUCAAGACUUGAUUGUAAAAAUGGACAAUCUUAAACUCUGAGGCUAAGCUCCGUACUUAUAAUAUGUCUACAUUUACACUGUCUAAUAAAUUAGAUAUGACAGCCUGAACAGUUGCCCCUCUGUGAUAUGCUUUUUCUGCUGACAGGGAAGCAGGUGUGGCAGCUUCUCAGCAAUGGCCUUUUAGGCAGGAUUGGGUAGAAGGGAACUUGCCAGCAGAUAUAACCACGUGUGAUAUAGCUCUCUCCUCUGGGCAUGGAGCUCUCUCCCUAUUUCCUGCUCUAGCCUGUGAAUUUCAAGUUCAAUUCUGCAUCUCCUGUUCUUCGGACUGACAUGUCUAAUAAUCCAACUCUGAUGUCAUGCCUUUUUAACCUUAAUGAUUUUUUUUUUUUUUUUGCUUUUCUCCUAACCGAGAACUUUAUGUCUCUGGACCCUGACUCUGGUUAAUUUGGCCAAAACAGUUCAGCUGUGAAGGCAAGGUCACUAGUGAAAUGAAGGUGCAGUGAAACAAGAGGGUACCAGUGAGGGCAGGACUUACCACUUGCUGGGGAUUAGGAGGCCAGUGUUUCCCCAGGUCCUCAUUCCUUAGUCCUAGAGUCCAUAGCCUUUAGAAUAAUCAUUCCUUCAGCACUAGGUUUUUGCAGGGGAUCCAAAAACAUUAAACAGAGAGAAAUAAUUUCUGACACUGUAAAGCUGUAAUGAAGAACUAGUGGGGUCCUCUGAAAAACGAGUCUACAAGAAAGUACAUGAAACUGAUACUAUUUAGUGACAAGGACUUGGCCAUUCAUUAGGUUCAGGGUGUGCCUGUCAUCUUUUGUCUGCAUUAUUCAGGUAAGAAGUGAGACAGACUGGCAGCAGUGGGAGCUAAAGUCGUCUAUGGGAUCUCAUGGUUCCUAAUGACACCGGAAUGUGUUUCUACCACCUAACCGACUAUCUCACUGUAGAUGUUCAACAAAUAUUUGUUCAAUGAAUAUUUAAGAACUAGCUUGGAAAUAGGCAGAGAAAUCUAGCUUCUUAUAAGGGGAGAAAAUGCCUUAACAGAUAUUUUAGGAUCGACCCAGCCUACUGAUCUGUUCUCACAGUCUUUCCUUGUUUUGCCAACAGAACUUCACAAGAGGAAUUUUGAUUUCCCCUUAUUUCUCCAUUAAAAUUCCUUUUGUAAAAUUCCAAUCCAGUAAGACCCCUAGAAACCAAUCAAAUAAAAGUACAGGGUACUUGCCCGGUGAAAGCAAGGCCUCACAGUAACCUAACUGAUAGUAUCAAAUCCAGUUGCCGCCGAGUCAACUCCAACUCAUGGUGACUCCAUGUGUGUCAGAGUAGAACUGUGCUCGUUAGGGUUUUCAGUGCCUCAGUUUUCAGAAGUGGAUCACCAGGCCUUCCCUCUGGGUGGCCUUGAGCCUCCAACCUUUCCGUUAGCAGCUGACUGCAUUAACUAUUUACACCAGCCAGGGCCUUCAAAUGACAGUAUUAGCAGAUGCAAUAAGAGUGUGCCACCAAAGGAGAGGCUGUCAGAAAACUGAAAGCCUGAAGGACAUGAAGCUGGCCUCUUAGCACUGUCCAGAGAAAAGGAUCCCCUGAUCCAAGAAUAUGGCUGCCUUGUCUUGCUGUCCAAAAUGAAGGUGGGUAUAAUAGGGUAUCAUAGCUUGAAGAGAUCAGCAUAGAGACAGAGACUUCCAGGGCUCACAGAUAUUCUUCUUCCUGGACACACCACUAGUCUACACUUCCUAAAAAAAAAAAAAAACACUUCCUAGCUCUCCUAUAUAUAGAUAAAGCCAUGUGGCCAGUUCUCACUGGAGUAUGAAUGUGCUGUUUAUAAUACCUUCACAUCAAGACAGUUAACAGUAGCUCGCCUUCUCCAUGCUCUUUCUCUCUCCAUCUGCUGGUCGACUGGAGAAAGACACCAAGAAUAUAUAGAAGGGCAGAUCCAGAAAAUGGAAGGAACUUGGGUCUCCGAAUGAUUAGAUGGAGCCAGACUCUCCCACCCAUACUCUGCUGACUGUGACAUGAAUAAGAAAUAAAUGUUAUUUAUAUGAAGCCACUGAAAUGUCAGAGUUGUUUAUUUACAGCAGUUAGCUCACCGUUACUAAAAUAGACAUUAAGAUUAAAAAAAAAAAAACCUGGCUCACUCAUAGUUUUACCUUUAUUGUAGAUUAAUUAUAUUUUAUUUUUGAUAUUUAUUUUUUUAGUCUUCAAAGCUCUCUUUUUCUAUAUACUGGACCCACUGUGUCCAUGCAUUUUAAACAGUCUCUUGGAUUUUAAACAAAAUAAUCUUGCCCUCCCGGCCACAGAUGACCGGCAUUAAGAGUGGACAUCCUUCUCAAGCUAGAUCAAUCAGCCCUUCCUAGGAGUUGGAAAUUGUGACCAAAAUAGGGUUAGUUUCUCCAAGUAGCUGAGCUAAUGUUAUCCCAGAAUCUGUGGCUGGCCUUUUUUUUUUUUUACACAGCACAUGGAGUGGAUAUAAUAGGAUAUCAGAUCCUGAAGAGAUUAGCCUGAAGAAACAGAGACUGCCAAGGGCUCACCUACAUUCAUGUUCUCUUCCUUUGUCCAUGGACACGUUGGGUGUAGUGUAUAGAAUUCGUAGAUAUUCUGAGACACCCAUGCUAGUAACCUGGACUUCUAUAUGGCUUGGCCGCAUGUUGCCGUGUAGCACAACCCAGCCAGACAUGAGAAGGUCAUUGGCCACAUCAAAGAGAUCUUGGCCCAGGUUGCCAGGGAACUCCUGUGAGGGUGUCAGCCCCCCAUGGACCCUGAGAAAACCAAGCUCCCCACCCUGUCCUUUGGAGGAGAGGAUACAACCUUUGGGGUCAGCCUGAUCCUGCACCUUGGAGCUCCAGUCCCACCACCCCCCCAAAUUAAAUAUCUACAGCAACACCCUCCCCACCCCCAGCUUUUAACCUCCGUAGCAUACCCAGCACAGGAAAAGCAACCAGCCGGCCCACGGCCACAGGGACCCAGAGAGGUUCACACGCCUCACAUGACAUGCUCUGGUGUACCAGGGUGCGGACCUCCACAGAUGUGGCCAUGUGACCAAGGACAUGGGUGGAGGGAGCCUCACAGCAACACUUACACCUGACCACUCUGGCUCCCAGGACACAGGGCAGCCAAAAGCAAACCUCACACCUUGUCCAACAUGCAGCUUGCCACGAGAACACAAUGUGGGGCGGGACCACUCAUAAGAGGGCAUGCUCAGGAGACCAGGGCCUCUACGUGUCAAGCUCCCAUUCUAGCACUUCAGGGGUGGGGGGAGGGGUGUGGGAGACUGGUACUGACCAUCUCCGCCUCACCUAGCUAAGGGACCCUCAUAGAGGUGGCCACUACUUAAUCUGGACUUUUAAAAUAAAAACAAGCAGAAUUUGAGCCUGGAGUUCAUGUGUGG